Homalodisca vitripennis (glassy-winged sharpshooter) is the source of this 5100-nucleotide messenger RNA. RefSeq names its product ankyrin repeat domain-containing protein 27-like. Gene Ontology annotation, molecular function: SNARE binding; guanyl-nucleotide exchange factor activity. NCBI's taxonomy places the organism in Eukaryota, Metazoa, Arthropoda, Insecta, Hemiptera, Cicadellidae. The transcript has a single exon. Gene Ontology annotation, biological process: neuron projection morphogenesis; early endosome to late endosome transport. The record is from RefSeq and is a predicted model, not a curated record. The coding region runs from base 203 to 2992 and encodes 929 amino acids. Gene Ontology annotation, cellular component: late endosome; tubular endosome; plasma membrane.
ACCAAUAUAGGUUAUGUUGAAGACCUUAUAAUCAGCUGAUAACAUGUUUCCAUCGGUCUGCCCAUCUGCUCUCAAGCUUGGUUAUGUAACUUCAAAAGUAGAUCUUUAGGAUUAGUUGCCUAGUUUGAAAGUGUUCUGUGUAUUGAUCAUUAGUUGCAAUUGAGUGAGUAAAUAGUGUCAUAUAGUCAUAAUAAAUUUAACUAUGGAGUCAAACUAUGAUGAAGAUCUGAAUGACAAUACAUUUUUUCAGAUUCUUCAACAAAAUCAUUUGGAAUUGUUUGAGAAAGCUACUUUAGAUGGUUGGGUUAUUUGUGUGCCUAGAUCAGGAUCAUUACCUAAGUAUGUUUUGAGCCAUGAAGAUUUUUUCAAUCAUAUUCUAAUACCUAGUGAUGAGUUACCAGAAACACAUUUCCGUUCUUUGAAUGACAAAGAUGUUAGAAUUUGUAAUCGGGUGGUGACAGUUGAACCAGGUAACAACUCUAGUCCUUUCAGUACUCAUGUUUUGUUUGAGGAAACAUUUUACACUGAAGAUAUGUUAAAAUAUAAAAUCCUCUGCAUAGACAGUCCAUUAGAACAGUUUCCAAAUAAAUUUAAGAGUCAGUCUGAUAUAGUGUCAAUAGAAACAUUGAGAGACUGCAUUGAUUUGAUUUGGACCGAAAGUGGAAGUAAGGAUGUAUUGGAAAAAAUGGACGAGGCUAUAAAAGCCUUUCUUUUGAGAAACCAAAGGUUUGAGUUCAAACCGAUUCAAAUCCAAAAGGAUCUUGUGAGUAAUUUGUACAUCCAAUGUCUUCAAAUAACAAUGCAUGAUAGUCGAAUAAGAGAAAAAGCUAGUAUGAACCGCCAUUUUUUGGAUAAUAUUAAGUUGAGUGUAGAAUCGUAUGUACAUCAUGGCAUCUAUAAAAAAUUAAUUAAAGGUGUAACAGCAUGCACUGCUUUUGAAGAUAGCACCUUUAAUAAAAUUGUGCGUAAUCUUUCAGAUAUUCAACUUCGAGAUCUUGAUAUAAGGUCUGAUCUGUCAGACACUGUGCCUAAAGCUAGAAGUGAGUUGGCAAGAGUAGAUGGAUAUAGCACUGUCUUAGGUAAAGUUGGAUGUUUGAAAAGAACUUUGGCAGCAAUAUCAAAACAAGACACUUCUAAUUCUAAACAAGGAACUGUGGUGGCAGCUGAUGAUUUACUUCCAAUGUUGGUGUUUUUGGUAAUAAAGUCAGGGUUACCAAACUGGAUCGCUCACCUUACCUAUAUGAGACAGUUUAAUUUUUCAGCGUCCAAUGAUGUACAUGUAGAUCAAGACAGUUUUUUAGUGACAUCCCUUGAAGCAGCAAUUGAACAUAUAAGAUCAGGAAUUCUAACAGGACCUUCCUCCCCAGAAUCACAGCAAGAGUACGAAGAAGAAUUAGGUUUAUUGGAUUCACCACUUAGAAAAAAUAGCUUUGAGUGUGGGGUCUCUAAAGAUUUAAAAAAUGAAGGAGGUGAAUGUAUAGAAACUUUAACAUCUCUCUUUGAUGCAUCACGUCUGGGAAAUGAGGAGGAGGUUGAACGCAUUUUGAAAGAAUUUAGGGAUAACAAUGUAGAAACAAACGAUAAUGACCUUUGCAACCCAUUUUGCUCUUGUGAUAAAUGCAAGGAUAAGGGUUUUAAGAACCGUGGCAUUACUUUAUGCCAUCCUCUUUGUUCCUGUGACAAGUGUGAAAGUCAGGUGUCACAGAAACUUAAAAACACGACACCAACUGUGCAUUCAUGUGAUGAUCGUGGGUACACAGCCCUUCACAUUGCAUGCAUGUACGGGAAACCCAAAAUAGUCGAUAUUUUGCUUAUUUACGGUGCAAACGUUCAUGCCACUGACUAUUCUGGUGCUACUGCAUUACAUUAUGCAUCAUCACGAGGACAUCAAAAUGCUCUAUUGCUCCUCAUACACAAUGGUGCCAACAUAAAUGUCAAUGACAAUGAUGGUAACACUCCACUGCAUUUUGCUGCUAGCAAUGGCCACGAAGGAUGCCUCAAAGCUGUACUGUAUUUUUCUGAACACAAUGGAAUCAGUUUAAAUAUCAACAAGAAGAAUAACCAAGGUGAUACACCACUUCAUAAUGCAUCACGUUGGGGCUAUGAGAUGAUCGUGAAACUGUUACUCAAUGCUGGUGCAGAUCCUGGAAUUGAAAACAAGAGAAAGUUAACACCAGUAGAUUAUGCUCACAACCUCCACAUUGCACGUUUGCUACGCACAAAACCCACUCCAUCUCACGUCAAGUUGAUUGUGCCUCAUUUCAAGAUUGAUAUGAGACAAGACAUGCCGGUGGCUGCAGCGUCAAAAGUCGGAUUAGAUUUUACUGAUGAGCCCUUUCGAGUCAGAAGUCCAACGAGUGGUGAGUACCCUCGGACGACUGAGGAAAUUAAGAAAGUUGAAAGAGUUCUUCGUUGUAUCACUCAUGGUGAUAUUCGUCUCGCUUGUUUCUAUCUGGGCCUGGAAGACCAUGCAUCCUCUCCUAGAAAGAAAUGUCACCCGCUCUGUGACUGUAAGCAUACAGGAGGACCGGAUGAUUUGGGUUGUGUAACACCAAGUGAUGCUCUCCACGUAAACAUCUGCAAUGUGGAAGGAUUCACACCUCUACAUUUUGCUGUGAUGCACGGUCACUCAGAUCUGGUUGAGAUCCUCUUGGACGCAGGUGCGAUACCCAAUAUACAGACGAGAAAGAACAUCACUCCUCUCCACUUAGCUUGUCUUCAUCAGAGGCCACAGAUUGUAACCAAGCUUCUUGAAGCACACUGUGAUCUCAAUUGUCAGGACCUCAGUGGUAACACACCUCUUCACUACGCAUGUCAAGUGAACAAUGCGCGGCUGGUGAAACUACUCAUGGAACACAGUCCAAACAUGGCUCUGAGGAAUAAGAAAGGUAUGACAGCCCUGGAGGAAGCGGAGGACAAGAUGAACAUCACGGUUGCUCGUUUGCUCUCGCAGUGCAAGACUGACACAAAUUGUGGUAAUGGUAGUUUGUGAUGGUGUAAAUCAGUGGGACUGUGAUCAGAUUAGUGCAUUGUCAGGUUAAAAACUUGGCUAGGUUAUAUUAGAUAAGAUUUAGGAUAUUUAUAAAAAAAAGCUUAUAUAGACCUAUCGAGGUAGUUAUUUAUCUUUUUAAACUGUCUUAGAGAAAAUUUAUUUGUUUGAUCAGAACUUGGUUCAAUUAGUUAUUAACAUGUUUCUUAUGGCAAAAGCAACUUACCUUACGUGUGGCAGGAUUCAAUCUUGUAAAUUGUAUUCUAUAUGUGUUAUAUUUGAUUAUAAUAAUAUGACUAAAAGCCACAAUUUUAGAUUAAACAAGGUACCUAUGCAUUUGAAAUUGCUGUAAUUGCCCAAGCAGUCAGUCGCUACACCCAGCUCAGGACAAAAUUUAAAAGUCACAACAUUAUUUAAAAGUUGUGUCCUCUUUUACAGUGAGUGCCCUGGCAGUCAGCCGAAAAUCACCAAUUAUGUACAAUCUAGUCACCAAUCUUUAAAACACUCUUUACAAUAAAUACAGCCCUUAAUAUUUAUGCUACAUACUGACAUACCAUGUAAACAGGUAGCAACAUGAAAGAGUAGGAAAGUAAUAAAUUAUGCUAUGACUGCAUGAGCAGUCACCAGAGCUGACAGUAAUAGAAAUGUAAGGUAUUUCUUCUAGAACAAUUUGGAAACAUUUCAAACAUCUGCUAAUGCAUUCUUGAGCAUUCAGCCACAGCGUGUGUGUAAAUUUAUUUAUCACUAAUUAUGUGUAGGCCUAUACAGAUAAUAGAAAUUACUAAUCUAACACAAACAAAUUACAGCCUGUUACCUUAUAGGCCGUGGUGUUUUGUAACAAUUACAUAAAAAAUACAUAGGCUACUAUCCCUGUGUUACAACAUGUGUUAAUACAAAGUUUAAGUUUAAUAUUAUUGGAGAAUGUUGUACUUUACUUUGGAAUAAAUAAAUACUGUAUAUGAUGAAAAUAGUACAAAUGAAACCGUCAGGCCUUCAAGUAGGCCUAGUUUAUUUUCCUCUUUCGGAGCAGUAGUAAAUGUAACUUCUGGAUAAGUUGCCGUCUUUUUUCAGUUGUUGGUUGUAUUACUUUUCUGCCACUUUAUUAUGCUACCUGUGUUCAAUUCAACACCAAAACCACUAGUAAUUAUAGCCAGAUGGACUGGAAUCACUACCAUUACAAUAAUGGGCUAUCAUUGUGAUGAUUCUUUGUACUGACUCUGUGGUGUUAAAGUGAUGCUGGCAAUUAAAAUAACUAAAUAUAUAGUUUUGUUUAAAGUAUGAUUGAUUUUUAAUGUUUAAAUAAUUUAAUUACAAGACCCAUUAUACAGUUUUAAUCAUUUUACUUAUAAUUUUUGUACAUUAAAAUGAAAAUUGGAGUGUUCUUUUGAUUUUUGCAGCUAAUAGUAUAAGUGUAUUGUGCUUUCUAGUCUAUACAAUAGAUAUGAAAUGUAUUUUAUGUACAUACCUAGUAUUGUGCUUUUUUACAUUGAAUUUCUCACAAUAUUUCUAUUUCAAAAUUAAUUUGUUUAUUUAUAUGAGUUAUAUUAGGUACUCCUUAAAUUAUAGUACUGUAUGUUUAUUAUAUUGUAAGUCACAGGUUAUAUUAUUAUCUUAAGCAAGCUAAUACAGGUAGGCAAUAUUGGUGCUUUUACAAUUUGUUGUGUGGCUGCUACAUACUAAUUUAUGCUGUUAUUUCUUUUAAGUUUAUAUCCCAAUUGAAUAAUUUUUUAAUGUUCUUUACAAUUUUUAAUGCUAACAGAAUACACGUUUGUAUAUUAGUAACUUAAUCAUAUUUUGUCAUACCUGGAUGCAAGGUUAUUUUUAUCACGCUGUUUUACCAAAAUGGAUCAUUAAAACUUAUUAUUUUUAGAUCAUUGGUAGCUUUAUUAAAUUCGUUUACUCAAUGUUUGUAGUGGUAAAAGUGCCAAAUAAAAAAAAAAAUGGUGCCAAAUAGUGAAAAAUGCAUAGCAAUAAAAUAAAUAUUGUACUUAGUGUUACAGUCUUGGCUGAAAUAGUCAAGUGGACUGAACACAUUUUGUGCAGUGGUGUGAUCUUUAUGUGGAUUAGGUUGUUCCAUUUGGAACUUCAAAUAAAAAAAAUCUCAACUUGUG